Carcharodon carcharias (great white shark) is the source of this 3659-nucleotide messenger RNA. Its product is annotated as growth arrest-specific protein 1-like. The transcript has a single exon. Lineage: Eukaryota; Metazoa; Chordata; Chondrichthyes; Lamniformes; Lamnidae. Bases 291 to 1115 code for a protein of 274 amino acids. Gene Ontology annotation, biological process: regulation of cell cycle. The record is from RefSeq and is a predicted model, not a curated record.
GAAUAGAUAAUAAGGCGCUGCCGAGGUAAUUAGAGCACGUUGGGUUUUUUUUGUGUGUUGGGAGGAGGGAAGUCUUUCCUGUAAAAAGAACCGUAGCCAAACUCUGGGAAGCAUUGCCUGCAGUAUGUUGACGGAAAAGCAGGCGAGAAGCACACAGUCUUCCUCACUCUGCAGAACAUAGUGAGAAAGAAACUCUGCUGCACCGCACAGGACUUCUGAAUGGAUGCGUGACACCAGCCAUCCCUUAUGCAAAAAAUUAGCAAACUCCAAAACUUUCAGACACCAAGACGAUGGCAAGUCUCGCUGGCUUGAUUCGAAUCGGGAGCCACCUUCUCGUCUGUUUACUGUUCCUUUUGAGCAAUUCCCGAGUGUUGGCCCGGCGGAUCUGCUGGCAAGCCAUCGUGCAGUGCCAGGUCGAGCCCGAUUGCAACUUUGCGUACGAGCAGUAUAUGGAGGCUUGCAAAUCCGUCUUAAGCCUGAAGACCAGACGGUGUCCCAGCCACUGCCUCUCGGCUCUUAUCCACCUCAACCACACGCAGAACGGGCCCAUGCUGGAGAACUGCGAUUGCGUCCAGGACGAGCUGUGCAAAAGGACCAAACGUGCCAUUGAGCCCUGUUUGCCGAGGACCCGCAACUGGGACGGGGUGAUGGGCUGCACCGAAGCCCGCCUGCAGUGCGAGACCGAACCCCAGUGCAACAACGCCAUGCGCCGCUACCUCCAGAACUGCGGCAAACUUUUCAACGGCAUCAAAUGCACGGAUCAGUGCCGGGAGGUGAUCGAGAGCAUGCUGGUCAUCCCUAAAGCCUUGCUCCUUAAGGAAUGUGUCUGCGACGGAGCCGAUCGACCCAUCUGCGAGGCGAUCAAGGACAACAUGGCCAGACUCUGCUUUUUUGGACCUGAGCAUAGCUCUGGCAGCAGCGGCUCGGACGUGGAGCUGGAUGAGUACUGGGACUAUGAAGAAGACCCAGGAGACAACGCUAUCAGUUAUGAUGAUGAGAAUAGAGACACAUACAGGUACGCUCCAAGCGCCAGAGCCUCCUCCAGCGUCCCACUGCCUAAUGUUUUGACUUUGAUGGCAUCCAUUUUACUACUACUACUAGUCGCCCGGUUAUAAAUGAACAAUACAACUUUUAUCCUUCUUCAAAAAGGAAGCUCUGCACUGCCAUCUUCAAUAUAAAAAAGACAAUUUAAUAGACCUUUAUAUAAAUUUAAUUCUGGUAAGAUUUGUUUGUAUUUUCAGUUGUAUUAGAGGUGUGGAAUUAAUCUCUGGUGCAACUAGUAUAAAUCUUAUAUGACUGGUGUUUUUUUAACCAGUCGUGUGUGUAUAAAGUUACAAAUGUAUACAUUUGGGGAAUAAUUUAUUGAAAUAUAGACUUAACCACGGCUCUGGUUUAGCAUCGAGCUGUGAAAUAAUGCAGUGAUACUUUUACCAGCGAAGGUACAGGAUUUCAAUACUUAUUCUAAAGGGAAAUUGAAUUAUGAUGAAUUCUCGGCAAUCCCAAUUGAACAAUUUAAGAUGCAACAUAUAGAUUUGAAAAAGGUUAUCUUUAAAUAUGUAUUUUUGGAAAUGGAGAGAUAUAAAAAAAAUUGGCCUUGAUAGAAAUUGUUCUUUUAAAAUAACUUUGUGAGGCUGCCGUUAACAUUGUAUUUUCAUAGAAGCCAUAAAGAGUCAUCUAGUUUAAAAAAAAAACUUCGCAAGACUGUGCGUGUCUGUUCAGAGUUGAGUGAAAGUGAAAAUGCUGGCGGUUCGUUGGGUAUAUUACUAAGCUGUUUCGCGAUGUUUGAUAAUGUGUCCGUGAGCGCGUAAAGUACUAAGUUCCCCAAACUUCCAGCGCCAACACAUUUGCUGUUUUCACAGCUGACAGCUGGGUCGAGCUUUGACUUUCGAUUAAUUGGGUUUCCGCUGGCCUUUCGUAUUUUUGAACCAAUGACUCCGGAGAGCUCUAAAUUACUAAUCAUAGGCGAAGUCAUUUUUACUUUUAAUAUACUGGUGCAAGGGGAGGCACAUCACAGCUGUUGGUGGCUGACCAAGCAGCACUGACUGACACGCUCAUUGUACACUGAAUAUACAAAAGGGUUUGGAAAAAUCAUACUUGUGUCUCGAUAUUAUGUUUCGGCUAGGAACUAGUUGCUCUGAAAAGUAGCGUUCCUUUACACUUUUCCAGAUGAGCUGCUCAGUGUCAGGAUUCCUUUAGUGUAAUGCCUGUAAUAACUGUGUGGGAGAAUUGUUAGAAGUUACAUUUUACCAUAAAUUUGUGCUAAGGAUUGCAGUUGUUCGGUCUGAAUACAUUCUAGAAGUCUGUACUUUUAUUCUAGUUCUAGGAUGCAAAAUCGCUACAAGAAGGAAUGACUCAGUGAAUCAAUGCAUAUAUAUACAUAUCCAUCUUCUAGUUUGAGUCGCUUUCUGAGGGCAUUCAGCAUGGGCUCCCUUGCCAGGGCUCCUGAUCCUCACUCAAACGCCCUUAGAUAAAUAAUUACACUCUUAAGCACCCGUCGAGUGCUGGUAUACUUGACCUUGUAAAUAGAAGUGUUUGCAGUAGGAAUAAACUCCGUCGUUUGAAAUCUUUAAACAUUUAACACAAAGCAGGCUCAGUCCUCUGGAGGAUUACCCAUGCCUUCUCAAGUAAGUCGCGCCACAUCAGGCUCGCAGGACAAGUUUAUUUAUCUUUUCUCUUGCUGUUUAUUUUAUUCUUCAAUGUUGCGGUUGGAAGCCCAGUCAAAAGUUUAACUGUGCCCACAAAUAAACUUACUUUGGUUGACGAAUUUGUUUAACGACCGCAACCCUAUUAUGCGGAUUUUACGUAGAGAGAAACCUUUAUGCUUACAUUUGUAACCGCUGUAAGUAACUGUUUGCACACCUAUUCACUUGUUCUUUAAAGUGGGUACAGUCUUCCCGGAAGCAGCUUUCCUCAGUUCUCCUAUAGACCAAAGUUAAUUUAUUUUUAAUCUUUUGCAAUUACACGCUCGUUUUCACGUUCAAAGCACGUUUACAUUGAUAACGUUUAUUCGCGUCUAACCGGAUUGAUUGUAAUUAUUUUGACAGCCUUUCCAUUUUGUAAAUCUAAAUACAGGCAAAGAUAGGGUUAUAACUUAGAACCGUAGACUAAUGUUGUUAACUACCUGUGGCUUUGACAAACGUAUUGGUCUUGUAAAUAUAUUAUGUUUUAAAAGAUGACCUGUUGACCCGAAGUGAAAUCGUUGUUUGCUAACUAGACAAGUUUCUAUGUGCAUAGUUUGAAUAUUGGCUGUUUACAGUUAGUUUAAGUAGAUUUAACAUUCCCUAUUUCCAUUGUAAAAAAAAACAUUUUGUUGUACGAGACACACCGAGAUUUCCCCAGCAAAGAGUGAAAACAUUAGCACUGCAAAGCCUGAGGUCCAGCAACUGGAGUGAUAAUUAACCGACAGGAUAAAUGGGGACUGGUUUACAAGCGGCUGUCAAUAGCAUCUGCCUAAAAUAAAUCACCAGCCAAACAGCAUGGCAAACGGAGUUGCUGCUGUAUGACACUGCUUCACCCUGAGAGUGGCAACAGUCAGAGCAAGCGUGAAACUGGGACAGACAAGUACAGUGGAGGAACCAUUAUCUUCAUAUCAGAGGAGGACAGUCUUUAUUUAAAACCGCAGUAUAUAAUAAAAUAUGCCACGUUUCACUUGACCGCAA